AUGGAACAGGCGACUCCCAGGGAGAGGAGCCCCGGAAUGGAGGUCAACAGCGCCGUCAUAAGGACAGUGGGGGGGCAAGGACAAAGCGUGGGAUUUGCUGAACACCUCCCCAAGGUCGUGGUACUCCUGCGCCUGGGUCUCGAUUGGGGGGUCAAGAGGAACAGUGUCGAUCUUCAAUCGAAGGACCAACUCCCGAUCAAUAAGACUCUCAUCAGCCCGGGAGUCCAGGAGGAUAGAGAGCGGGAGGGUUUGGUCCUGCCACAGGAGGACAGCUUCCAGGAGGGGACGGGAGACCGAGGGGUUAUGGAAACGGCUCGCCAGGAUCCCUCGGUUUCAGCUGCUCUCUGCGGGGUGCUCGCGGUGCUCGUGGUGCCCAAGGUCACGGUGCCGGGCCGCGGGGUGCCGGGGCCCGGGCACGGUGGGAGACGUGGCGGCCGGGAGUGCCCGGGCCGCAGUCACGCUCCUCAGCUCAGCAUUGACCUCUCCUCCUCUUCGUUGAUUCUCAGCAUGGCAAACGACGCCCCUCGUAUGUGGUCGUCGGGGCUUUAUCACCAAGACAUCACGUGUCAGGGUUAUACCAAGGCCGUCAUGACACAGGAAAAUACCCCGGUGGGAUCCCAGAUUGUGUACGACGGUGCAAAAGGAAACACAAGUGUGACGUCAGACAUUUUUGACACCUUAGCAAAGAAGAAUCCGUUCUCGAGCAAACCCUGGGAUACCUGCUCUGUUGUUGGCAAUGGAGGGAUUUUGUCCAACAGCACCUGUGGAGAGAUGAUAGAUUCAGCCCAGUUCGUCAUCAGGUGUAACCUACCUCCUGUGGAGAGCAGCCACCUCAAGGAUGUAGGCAAGAAGACAGGCCUUGUGACGGCCAAUCCAAGCAUCCUUAAUCAGAAAUUCAGUGGUCUACUGGAUCGCCGACGUCCCUUCGUCGAUAGCAUGAGUCACUACAAGGAUGCUCUGAUACUCCUGCCAGCGUUCACACUCUCCAAAAACAUCCAGCCUUCCCUGAGGGUCGUCUACACCAUCGAGGAGUCAUUGAGCCCAAUCAGGCCGGUGUUCCUCAACCCAGAGUACAUUCGGAACCUGCACAGCUUCUGGAGCUCCAAGGGCCUGAAUAAGCGUCUGAGCUCUGGCUUCAUGGUGGCCAGCCUGGCACUGGAACUUUGCACCAAUGUACACCUAUAUGGGUUCUGGCCCUUUGACCAACACCCGCUAUUACAGCAGCCCCUCAACAACCACUACUAUGACAACAUACAGAGUAAGAAGAAGGUUCAUGCAAUGCCUGACGAGUUUGACCAUUUGUUAAGGUUACACGAGCAGGGCGUACUCAAAAUACACCUGGGGGAGUGUGUGUAGAGUCAAUGUCUUGCCUCCAUUAUUCUCAAAGAUGGCAAUAUGUGUUUUGAGUAAAUUGAUCCAUAAUUGAUCCAUUCUGUAUCGAUGCCAAGCCACCACCAUUUACAGUUAAAUAAUAGGGUCAACU
Gadus morhua (Atlantic cod) is the source of this 1483-nucleotide messenger RNA. Its product is annotated as alpha-N-acetylneuraminide alpha-2,8-sialyltransferase-like. The transcript has 8 exons. Gene Ontology annotation, molecular function: alpha-N-acetylneuraminate alpha-2,8-sialyltransferase activity. Gene Ontology annotation, biological process: N-glycan processing; oligosaccharide metabolic process. Bases 1 to 1356 code for a protein of 451 amino acids. The record is from RefSeq and is a predicted model, not a curated record. NCBI's taxonomy places the organism in Eukaryota, Metazoa, Chordata, Actinopteri, Gadiformes, Gadidae.